AUUAACCAGAUGGAUUUCUCCAAGCUACCUAAAAUACUUGAUGAAGAUAAAGAAAGCACAUUUGGUUAUGUGCAUGGAGUCUCAGGACCAGUGGUCACAGCAUGCGACAUGGCAGGUGCCGCCAUGUACGAGCUGGUGAGAGUGGGCCACAGCGAGUUGGUCGGAGAGAUUAUUCGACUGGAAGGUGACAUGGCUACUAUUCAGGUGUAUGAAGAAACCUCUGGUGUGUCUGUUGGAGAUCCUGUACUCCGCACUGGUAAACCCCUCUCAGUAGAACUUGGUCCUGGCAUUAUGGGAGCCAUUUUUGAUGGUAUUCAAAGACCUUUGUCAGAUAUCAGCAGUCAGACGCAAAGCAUCUACAUCCCCAGAGGAGUAAAUGUGUCUGCUCUUAGCAGAGAUGUCAAAUGGGAUUUUACACCUUGCAAGAACUUACGGGUCGGUAGUCAUAUCACUGGUGGAGAUAUUUAUGGAAUUGUCAAUGAGAACUCGCUCAUCAAACAUAAAAUUAUGUUACCUCCACGGAACAGAGGAACUGUAACUUACAUUGCUCCACCUGGGAAUUACGAUACUUCUGAUGUUGUCCUGGAGCUUGAAUUUGAAGGUGUGAAGGAGAAGUUCAGCAUGGUACAGGUGUGGCCCGUGCGGCAAGUUCGGCCUGUCACUGAGAAGCUGCCGGCUAAUCAUCCUUUGCUGACUGGCCAGAGAGUUCUUGAUGCCCUUUUUCCAUGUGUGCAGGGAGGAACUACUGCUAUCCCUGGGGCUUUUGGCUGUGGAAAGACAGUGAUUUCGCAGUCUCUGUCCAAGUACUCCAACAGUGACGUCAUCAUCUAUGUGGGAUGUGGGGAAAGAGGAAAUGAGAUGUCUGAAGUGCUCCGGGACUUCCCAGAGCUCACCAUGGAAGUCGAUGGAAAGGUCGAGUCCAUUAUGAAGAGGACAGCCUUGGUAGCUAAUACCUCCAAUAUGCCUGUUGCUGCUAGAGAAGCCUCUAUUUAUACUGGAAUUACACUGUCAGAAUAUUUCCGUGACAUGGGCUAUCACGUCAGUAUGAUGGCUGACUCUACGUCUAGAUGGGCUGAGGCCCUUAGAGAAAUCUCUGGUCGCUUAGCUGAAAUGCCUGCAGACAGUGGAUAUCCUGCAUACCUUGGUGCCCGUCUGGCUUCUUUCUAUGAGCGAGCAGGCAGGGUAAAAUGUCUUGGAAAUCCUGAAAGAGAAGGGAGUGUCAGCAUUGUAGGAGCAGUUUCUCCACCUGGUGGUGAUUUUUCUGAUCCGGUUACAUCUGCUACUCUUGGUAUUGUGCAGGUGUUCUGGGGCUUAGAUAAGAAACUAGCUCAACGUAAGCAUUUCCCCUCUGUGAAUUGGCUCAUCAGUUACAGCAAAUAUAUGCGUGCCUUGGAUGAGUACUAUGACAAACACUUCACAGAGUUUGUUCCUCUGAGGACCAAAGCUAAGGAGAUUCUGCAGGAAGAAGAAGACCUGGCAGAAAUUGUACAGCUCGUGGGAAAGGCUUCUUUAGCAGAAACAGAUAAGAUCACUCUAGAAGUAGCAAAACUUAUUAAAGAUGACUUCCUGCAACAGAAUGGAUAUACUCCUUAUGACAGGUUCUGCCCAUUCUACAAGACAGUAGGCAUGCUGUCCAACAUGAUUGCGUUUUAUGACAUGGCACGCCGGGCUGUUGAAACCACUGCCCAGAGUGACAAUAAAAUCACGUGGUCCAUUAUCCGUGAGCACAUGGGAGAGAUCCUCUAUAAACUUUCCUCCAUGAAAUUCAAGGAUCCAGUGAAAGAUGGUGAGGCGAAGAUCAAGAGUGACUAUGCACAACUUCUUGAAGAUAUGCAGAAUGCAUUCCGUAGCCUUGAAGAUUAAACUGUGAUUUUUUUUUUCCUCAGCAAACUCAUGUGUAUAUUUUCCUAAAUUUCUCAUCUCAGACCCUUUGCUUCUUUAUUGUGCAGCUUUGAGACUAGUGCCUAUGUGUGUUAUUUGUUUCACUGUUUAUUUGGUAGGUCUUAUAUAAAACAAACAUUCCUUUGUUCCAGUGUUUGAAGGGCCUCCCUGAUCCUUUAUCUGAAGUGGUGAAUGUAGUAAAUACGAUACAUAACGGCUACACUACUGUAACCUUACAUGUAGGGGACCACCCCAUCCUAGGUGUGCCCUUCCCUCAUCUCCAUUAAACUGUAAACAGGACUACUGCAUGUACUCUUCGCAGCGGAUUUGGAAUAGAAGGCCAGAUUUCUAUAUCUUUUGACAGGUACUUUGUGAAAUGACUCACUAUCUUUGCGGUAAAGUCAUUUGCAACUUAGCAUUUUGCUAAGGAACUGCUUUGCAGGGAAUAUUUACUUUUUAAAAACAUGAAUAAUUAGUGUUCCAAUUAUGCAUUGCUUCUCCCAGGAUAAAUCAGGAAUAUGUAUGGGAAACUGUUGGGAACUAUACUAUUUUUAAAACAGGAAUUUGUGGGGUUCAGCACACUGUAUGCAUUAGUACCCUUUAAAAAAUGAAAAGAACCAGAUGGUCAAGCUUAGAUUAAUAUUGUCUUGUUAAAGCAUACUUUAAAUUACUAGGGAAAAAUUAGUAUCGAGGACUAUUAUAUACUUCAUUACUAGAAAAUUCUUCUUAAAAUUACAUUCAAAGCAAUCACUGAAAACUUGAUCUACAUCACACCUCCUUUCUUUUCCUCAAACAUCUUAGAAACCUCAGCUUCUAAGGAUCAUGUGGCAGUGUGAUGGGCAAAAAAUGCCGUAGGGUAGAUAUUUAGUAGCCGUUAAAGGCCAUAUGCACCUUUACGGACCAGCUUAGGUGUUGUCAUUCUCGGGGCCAGAGUGGCAUUAUGUUUUUACAGAGUAAUGAUUUAUGUCACAUAUUUGCAUGUUUAUUUGCUUAUUGAAUUUUUCAACAACAAGUUUACCAAUGGUAAAAAAUACUGCCUUCUUCCUUGUGGCUUUUGAUUCAAUGGCUCAAAAAGUUUACCGGAAUAUCUAAGGCCAUAGCAUUUUAACAGUUUCCAUUCUGUGUGAUAGGGACGCAAUGAAUUCUUAUGAUUUCUGCUGACAGAAUCUAGGUUAUGUGAAGCAAAAAAAGACUUCAUCCUAUCUUUUAAGUAUGUGUUUAAAAAUAAUAGUUUCUGUGUUUGGAUAGUAAGGCACACUGCAGAGCAGCUCUGAGAACGACUGUUUCCCAUGAACUCUUUCUGACCGAUAGUGCUGCUACCGUUGCUUCCCCUCCGGGAAGAGGAAAGGGUAUGCGAAUGUCAAAUAAUCUCAAAUACCCAAAUAUAAUAGCAUAAAUGAAGUAUUUUAUGCCCUGCGUAUGUUGUUAUUUAGAUUUUUUAAAUACUUCAUCUCUUUUGGUUUAUUAAGGAAAGAUGCAGGCAGUAAAGAAUUCAAGUAUAGUUCUGUUUCGAUCUUUGCAGUUGCGUGUUUUGACAGUGGCCUGUUAUUCUUCCAUACAACUUCUUUUAACCUUUCAGAAUAUCGACAGAUAAAAAUUAUGCGAUAAUUUGAGAUACGGACUUGACGGUGCUGCUUAAUCAGUUUGCUUCCAAUUUGGUCUCCUAUCCAGAGGCCCUAAGACUAGUGGAAAUGAAAAGGCUUUUAAAGACUUCCUAUUUGUACCUUAAACUCACCAUCAAAGUAGGAUUGGGAUAGUAGUGAAUGAUAUGAUGAAGAACGUUUGACCAAGUUUGUUUUUAUUUCUGAGUUUCAUUCUUUUAAGAACAUUGAGGUGUGAGUGUGAAGAUGCUGGAACGUGUGCUCAGACCUCCCUGUAAGUGUCCCUUCACCUCUGUGUUGUAGAAUUUCAGAUUGGUCACUGGUCGUAUUUCUUUAGUAAUCCUGUGUUACAAUUACAACAAUCUUUUGAAAAGAUGAUGCAGUUCUAUAUUUAUUGUGCUGUACCUGGUCCUAAGUGGAGCCAGUUAAAUAAGUUUCCUAUGUAUUUUUCCAGUGUUAAAUCUCACAGUUGUGCCCUUUGGAAUUUCCUUCCAUCCUGAAGAAUGACUAGAAGAGGCCAUAUAUAUUGCCUCCCUACCCUUGAGAUUUCACUAUCUUUAUGUUAAAAGUUGUGUAUAAUUGUUAAAAUCUAUGAAAGAAUAAAAAGUGGAUUUAAAAUAUAA
Messenger RNA from Tupaia belangeri chinensis (Chinese tree shrew), 4105 nucleotides. RefSeq names its product ATPase H+ transporting V1 subunit A (gene ATP6V1A). Gene Ontology annotation, biological process: proton transmembrane transport; ATP metabolic process. The transcript is spliced from 14 exons. The record is from RefSeq and is a predicted model, not a curated record. Gene Ontology annotation, molecular function: ATP hydrolysis activity; ATP binding; proton-transporting ATPase activity, rotational mechanism. The coding region runs from base 10 to 1863 and encodes 617 amino acids. Gene Ontology annotation, cellular component: proton-transporting V-type ATPase, V1 domain; lysosomal membrane. NCBI's taxonomy places the organism in Eukaryota, Metazoa, Chordata, Mammalia, Scandentia, Tupaiidae.